Molecule: messenger RNA, 1884 nt
Organism: Equus quagga
Lineage: Eukaryota; Metazoa; Chordata; Mammalia; Perissodactyla; Equidae
Gene: TWIST1
Product: twist family bHLH transcription factor 1
Exons: 2
Coding region: 127-726 (199 amino acids)
Biological process (GO): developmental process; regulation of transcription by RNA polymerase II
Molecular function (GO): RNA polymerase II transcription regulatory region sequence-specific DNA binding; protein dimerization activity; DNA-binding transcription factor activity, RNA polymerase II-specific
Source: RefSeq, a predicted model, not a curated record
GCCGCACCGCCCGGGCCGGCGCCGCGCGCGGGGGAAACUGGCGGGCUGAGGCGCCCCUCUCUCCUCCUCUUACCCGGGCCGCCCCUCUGCCCCGGGCCCGCGAGGCCGCGCGUUGCCGCCCGAGAGAUGAUGCAGGACGUGUCCAGCUCUCCAGUCUCGCCGGCCGACGACAGCCUGAGCAACAGCGAAGAGGAGCCGGACCGGCAGCAGCCGCCGAGCGGCAAGCGCGGGGGGCGCAAGCGGCGCAGCAGCCGGCGCAGCGCGGGCGGCGGCGCGGGGCCCGGCGGGGCCGCGGGCGGGGGCGUCGGAGGCGGCGACGAGCCUGGCAGCCCGGCCCAGGGCAAGCGCGGCAAGAAGUCUGCGGGCUGCGGCAGCGGCGCGGGCGGCGGCGGCAGCAGCAGCGGCGGCGGGAGCCCGCAGUCCUACGAGGAGCUGCAGACGCAGAGGGUCAUGGCCAACGUGCGGGAGCGCCAGCGCACGCAGUCGCUGAACGAGGCGUUCGCCGCGCUGCGGAAGAUCAUCCCCACGCUGCCCUCGGACAAGCUGAGCAAGAUCCAGACCCUCAAGUUGGCGGCCAGGUACAUCGACUUCCUCUACCAGGUCCUCCAGAGCGACGAGCUGGACUCCAAGAUGGCAAGCUGCAGCUAUGUGGCCCACGAGCGGCUCAGCUACGCCUUCUCGGUCUGGAGGAUGGAGGGGGCCUGGUCCAUGUCCGCGUCCCACUAGCAGGCGGAGCUCCCCACCCCCUCGGCAGGGCCGGAGACCUAGAUGUCAUUGUUUCCAGAGAAGGAGAAAAUGGACAGUCUAGAGACUCUGGAGCUGGAUAACUAAAAAUAAAUAUAUAUGCCAAAGAUUUUCUUGGAAAUUAGAAGAGCAGACCCAAAUUCAAAGAAACAGGGCGUGGGGCGCACUUUUAAAAGAGAAAGCGAGACAGGCCCGUGGACAGUGAUUCCGAGACGGGCAGCGGCACCAUCCUCACACCUCUACAUUCUGAUAGAAGUCUGAACAGUUGUUUGUGUUCCUUUUUUUUUUUUUGACGAAGAAUAUUUUUAUUUUUAUUUUUUCAUGCAUGCAUUCUCAAGAGGUCGUGCCAAUCAGCCACUGAAAGGAAAGGCAUCAUUAUGGACUUUCUCCAUUUUAAAAUGGUAACAAUCAGAGGAAUUUUAAGAACAUCUUUAGAAAUAAAAAUACUGGGAUCAAACUGACUUGCAGAAUCACAGUCAGUUAAUUCCUUUUUUCAUUCUUCCUCUGAGGGAAAAAAACUUAAAAUACAAAAAACAACAUUCUAUUUAUUUAUUGAUGACCCAUGGUAAAAUGCAAAUAGAUCCGGUGUCUAAAUGCAUUCAUAUUUUUAUGAUUGUUUUGUAAAUAUCUUUGUAUAUUAUUUUUCUGCAAUAAAUAAAUAUGAUUGAAAAUUUUAAGAACCUUAGAGUUUGGUCUAUAUUUUUAAAGCUCAGGAUUAAGUUGGAGGUAAAUACCUGCUUGUUUAACUCUGUAGGCACCCAGGAGGGAGGGGGCUCUAACAUAAACAAAGCAGGGAAAAUCUCAAAUAAACUAGCUGACAGGCACAGGCACGUUAUUUAGAAAGACAGCUUUAUUAUUCUUGCAGUUAGGUGUCCAGUGGGCUUAGCAGCAUCUCUCCAUCUCUUAUCAGGUCCUCAACCAGCAAAAACUUUAAUUUGUUACUCACCUCUCUUGCUUAUAUUUUAAGGAGGCAGCUGUAAAACAGUUAACUGCAACCCAGCAGCAUGAAGCCAAAACUAUUGUCUCUUGUUACUGUGUAUUUUUGUCAUGCCCUCUACUCUUUGUGAGGAUUUUUAAGUGAUAGUUUCAUUUCAGUGAAAGGAAUGGAUAAAGUGUUAUUAAAAUGAUGUAUACACACAU